AUGAGCCCCCGCACGGCCAGGACGCUCUUCGCCGCCGUCACCCUCCUCCAGCUCGCCCGGCUGGCGCUCUCCUGCCCCGCCGCCUGCGACUGCCCCCUGGAGGCGCCCAAGUGCGCCCCGGGAGUCGGGCUGGUCCGGGAUGGCUGUGGCUGCUGUAAGGUCUGCGCCAAGCAGCUCAACGAGGACUGCAGCAAGACGCAGCCCUGCGACCACACCAAGGGGCUGGAAUGCAACUUCGGCGCCAGCCCCACCGCUCUGAAGGGGAUCUGCAGAGCUCAGUCGGAGGGCAGACCCUGUGAAUACAACUCCAGGAUCUACCAGAACGGGGAGAGUUUCCAGCCCAACUGUAAACACCAGUGCACAUGUAUCGAUGGCGCCGUGGGCUGCAUUCCUCUGUGCCCCCAAGAACUUUCUCUCCCCAACCUGGGCUGUCCCAACCCCCGGCUGGUCAAAGUGAACGGGCAGUGCUGUGAGGAGUGGAUCUGUGACGAGGACGGUGCCAAGGACCCUAUGGAGGACAGGGAUGACCUCCUGGGCAAGGGGCCCACAUUCGAUGCCUCCGAGGUGGAGUUAACAAGAAAAAACGAGUUAAUCGCGUUUGGAAAAGGCGGCUUCCCGAAGCGGCUCCCUGCUUUUGGACAGGGCCCUCGCAUCCUGUACAACCCUUCUCUGCACGGCCAGAAGUGUAUCGUCCAAACAACUUCAUGGUCCCAGUGCUCCAAGACCUGCGGAACUGGUAUCUCCACACGCGUUACCAAUGACAACCCUGAAUGCCGCCUGGUGAAAGAAACCCGGAUCUGUGAGGUGCGGCCUUGUGGACAGCCCCUGUACAGCAGCCUGAAAAAGGGCAAGAAAUGCAGCAAGACCAAGAAAUCCCCAGAGCCGGUCAAGUUUACUUACGCCGGAUGUUCGAGUGUGAAGAAAUACAGGCCCAAGUACUGCGGCUCCUGUGUGGACGGCCGCUGCUGCACGCCCCUGCAGACCCGGACGGUGAAGAUGCGCUUCCGCUGUGAGGACGGGGAGAUGUUCUCCAAGAACGUCAUGAUGAUCCAGUCCUGCAAGUGCAACUACAACUGCCCGCAUGCCAGUGAGGCCUCGUUUCCCUUCUACCGGCUGUUCAAUGACAUCCACAAAUUCAGGGACUAG
This is a messenger RNA of Pipistrellus nathusii (Nathusius's pipistrelle), 1146 nucleotides long. The record is from the annotation of a GenBank genome assembly. Lineage: Eukaryota; Metazoa; Chordata; Mammalia; Chiroptera; Vespertilionidae.